UGUAGCUUGCUAUGCACAUGCUUGUAUUAUUAUACAAGCACGUGCACUGCAAGUCUAAUAAUAACUAACAGUCAGCAUAAAGGGCAUGAAUACACAGUUUGCUGAGUGAAGAAGAACACUUCAAGAUAUCAUGUCUACUCUACUCUGUUUUUUUCUUUUACUGCUGGGCAGUUUAAGUUUCUUUCAGUGUGUCUCUUCUCAAAGUGUUGCUCCUGAUGAUGCUGACCCUGAUUGUUUAGAUAUACCAAUAAGAAAUGUCACCUUCCCUAAUGAAAAGAUUUUAAUGGACUCACAGAACUACAGGUCAACUCUUCUUGUUGGAGCAGAGGGAGAAAAUAGGACAUGGCUGACUAUUGAUUAUGAUGGAGGGGGAGUGGGUCGACCUGGUGCUGGUGAAUUUGUUGAUUCUUGGUAUGAAGGUAAUCAAGGAGUACAAUGCUUACAUCGACUCCAUGUUUGUGCUACCCUGAUCCCUGGAGGAACAUCUUCAUUCCAGAGCAACUGGUUGAUAACACAAUACAUUAAUAUUAGUGAACCAGGAAUAAGCCAAUUAAGAAUAAAUGUAACUUUUUCAUCAAGUUUGGUAUGCUCAAGCCAGCAGUGUGCCCAGCAGCAGACAUUUGAAGUGCAGACAUAUGAAACUAAUGAAUCAGAUGACAUGAACAGAGGGAAUAUCAGCUUUUAUUCAUAUGCUGGUGUUCGUCUGAUACACACUGCUGAGGAAGGAGCUACUACAGACUCUGAGUCAUUUGCUGUAUCUAGUUCUGGUCUGUAUCUGGCUAUAUGGGACCAAGGAUCUUGUACUGUCAUUAAUCGGAUUGUGGUAUUCUACAAUAUCUGUCCUUAUCAGAUAUUGAAUAAAGCUGUCUAUCCAGAGACAGUAGCUCCCCAAGGGGUUUUUGAUCCAGAUAAAAACGUGAAUGCUGCUUGUAUUGAUAAUGCUAGUCCUGCAUCAUCAAAUAGUUUAAGUUUAAGUUGUAGGUUAUUAGGAGUGUGGGGUGGAUCAGCUUCAUGUCAAUGUAACCCUGGAUAUGAAGCUAAUGGUACAGUUUGUCAAGCUUGUGAAGAAGGCACCUACAAGCCAUUCACAGGAGACAGUGAAUGCAAUGGUUGUCCUGAUAACAGUUACUCAGCUAGUCCUGGUUCUGUAUCCUGCCAGUGUCUGCCUGGUUAUUAUAGAGCACCUCAUGAAGGUAUUGCUGUGAGCUGCACUGGUAAGUGA
This is a messenger RNA of Amphimedon queenslandica, 1222 nucleotides long. Its product is annotated as ephrin type-B receptor 4-like. Gene Ontology annotation, cellular component: plasma membrane. Gene Ontology annotation, molecular function: protein binding. The transcript is spliced from 3 exons. The record is from RefSeq and is a predicted model, not a curated record. NCBI's taxonomy places the organism in Eukaryota, Metazoa, Porifera, Demospongiae, Haplosclerida, Niphatidae. The coding region runs from base 131 to 1222 and encodes 363 amino acids.